AAGAACCCUCCUACCAAGUUGGAGCCGUAACCCUAAUAGUCGUGACGCUGCUGCAAAUAUCCACCCGCUGGAAUCCCCUAGUGCUGACAAGGUGCCAGGGGGCAGAGAGAAGAAUCUAUUCUCCUUUCGGUUCCCCCCUUCUCCCUACCCUCCCUCCCUCCCUCCCUUCCUCCCUUAUCUGAUCUGUUCGUCCCGGAGAGUCGCAGGAAUACACAAGGGAAAAUCUGGGAGCUGGAGACCCAGCCGAGGAGCACCUGACCCAGGCGGCGAACUCAGCAUGGGGGCUUCUCAUGGGAAGAAAAAGGCGUAUAACAUCAAGCAGCAGAGUGUGAAAAGUGGAAAACACGUCAAUGGCAUGGCCUCAGCAUACGCAGACAUCCAAUGGGAACAGCCUCAUCAGCCUGAAAUAACAUAUGAUGACCCAUUGCGAUGCCCACGCAGGAAUAUCCUCCCUGUGGCCAGCUAUGCCCCUCAUCCCGAUUAUGUGCAAGGGGACGAGGAUCUCAUCAAGCCCAAAAAGCUGAUUAAUCCAGUCAAAGCUUCUAAAAGCCACCAGGAGCUUCACCGAGAGCUGCUUAUGAACCAUAAACGGGGUGUGGAGAAUAAACCAGAGCUCCAGCGUGUAUUGGAGCAAAGGAAGAGAGAUCAGAUGAUCAAACAGAGAAAGCAAGAGGAGGAGGCCCGGAAGAAGAUCUCACCUCUGGAGCAAGAGCUUCUCAAGAGGCAAAAACAACUGGAGGAGUUGGAGCAGGAGCAGGAACGUCAGGAAGAGUGCUCUCGCAGCGCUCCCGAGUUCAUCAAGGUCAAGGAGAACCUGCGCAGAACGUCCCUCAUGAGCACUGGAGAGAAAGAGGUGUAGAGGACGAGAUCAGGAUAGAUCUGUGUGCUUCUUUCUCAGUCUUUCUGUCUUUCUCACUUUUUCUGUCUUACACAAACACAUGUUCCUGCUGGAUAAAACUUGUGUCUCCAGAAAUCCAACAUGGAAGACGGGAGUUCCAGAGCUGAAAAAGGGACAUGAAUUGAGCUUGUCUUGAUGGAUUCAGGGAUUUUCUGCAAUUUUAAGACAGGUGUGGUAGCUGGAGAUGAACGUUCUGAUGACGUUGUGCUUCUCUGCCGAGGCACCAGAGCGUCUUUUAUUAAUUUCUAACUUCAUACAGUGUACAAUCAGUAUUAAUGCAUAUCACUGGAUUCCCAACUGCCAAGUGCACUGCACAUCCCAGACAUUUGAGGAAUCAAUAGCUGAAAUACGAUGUUUGUUUUUUCUCCUGAUGUAUAACAAUCAGCACAAGUCACUUUUGUUCAUAAAUGGAAUGAAUAACGUUUCUCAGUUCUGAUGUGAAUAUAUUUACAAGGCUGCAUGUGUCUGUGCAAGACGUCUGCGAAAAACAGGCUGUAUCCUAAUUACUGUGAUAGCACAACGAAUCAGUGACGGCUGACCUGCCUACCUGGAGGAGGAGUAAUGCGUAGUCUCGCAGGAGGAGGGAGUUAAAACGUGGAACAUUUUCAUUAUCGGCCUUUUUCCAAAUUGCUUGUCUAACUUCCUUUGGAAAAGCUGUGAAACGGUUUCACAUGGCUGACAUUUUCACUGUUGCUCUGCUGCUCAAGGUCUAAAGGUGUCUGAGCGCUGACCAUUCAUUUUUUUUCUUUGCUCAUUUUCUCUUUCAGCCAAAAAACAAGUGUUUUUUUAACCAAUUUCCAGAAAGUUCAAAACUGUCAGCCAUUACAAAUUCCUAUUUUUGACUUUUUUUUGCAUAUUAUUGAGUCAUAACUCAUUCUUUUAUACAAUGUGAAACUCCUCCUCAAAACACAUGAAGGUUGGCAGGUCUCUGAUCAUCUUAACCCAGGAUUUUUUUUUUUUUUUUUGAGACAGAUGUGUUGUGAUGCUUAAAUGUCUCUGCUCUUUUUCCGUGCCUUUGUAAGAGCUACAGAACAGACCGUGCAGGCAGAGCGCCUGACCGUUGCUGCAUUUCAGUCAUUAUAUCACUAUAUAUGUACUCUGCAUCAUCAUAGUUAUGUGACAUAUAAGUUAAGGAUGUAUCACAUAACAGCAUGACAUGUGUCUGUGUGUGUGUGUGUGUGUGUGUGUGUAAGAGAGAGAGUGUGUGCGCGCAAGAACUGUCUAUUAAAAUCACAUUAUAGGAUAAUCAGGAAGUAAAUACACACUCUAGCUUAAACUGACCAUAACUUUCCAUGUCACAUCUACAGAAAACAUUCAGUAUAAAGAUCUUGUUUCUUUAGUGCUUUAUUCCUUUAGUCACACCAGAGAUCAUUUAGAAAAGACACAGACAUUAUAUUAGAAUAUAUAUUUUGUUUUACCUAAUUUCUAAAGUUCAAACAAAAUUACAGUUGAGUAACAAUCAUUAUUAAAAUCAUGUUGUUGUUUUUUUUUAUUUUUACUAUUACGCUUUUAUGUUAUAAAAUCUUGUUUCAUCAAACACCAAACACUGACGUUUCUUUCCGUUCUGUCAUUUCAGCACAUUUCAAUAAUCAAAUCUGACAUUUUGAUUGUUACAAACAAAUGAAGGCACAUAGACUAACACGCAAUCCUGUAAUAUAAUGACAAAAGUGUUAUUACUUUAUAUAA
Molecule: messenger RNA, 2584 nt
Organism: Hemibagrus wyckioides
Lineage: Eukaryota; Metazoa; Chordata; Actinopteri; Siluriformes; Bagridae
Product: protein FAM107B
Exons: 5
Coding region: 278-859 (193 amino acids)
Biological process (GO): actin filament bundle assembly; regulation of actin cytoskeleton organization; actin filament polymerization
Cellular component (GO): neuron projection; stress fiber; synapse
Source: RefSeq, a predicted model, not a curated record